AUGGAUGUCUUGACUUUUGACUUGGUCGAUGUCUCGGUCUCUUAUGUAAUGCUUACAACGAAAUUACAAACCUUCAAAACUUAUUGCCACAGCUCGGACAAGCUCGUUGAGGCACUAGAGACAGCUGCAAAGAGAUCCACAGAGAACCAAAUGUCGACACUUCAAGGGAAGGAGAAGGAACUGGUGGAUAUUUCAUGUCGAACUGCUGAUACAUUCGUCACAAAAUACUAUGAUAUGUUUGAUCAGAAGCGAUAUGCAUUGAACACAACCCUCUAUCGAGAAACGUCCGCUAUAUUAUGGAAUGGUCAAGCCUUCAGUGGUGGAACUCAGUUUGCUGCCUUCUAUUCUACAUUGCCACAAUCCAAACAUCAAGUUCACACAUAUGAUUCACAACCCCUCUUUGCUGAUCAAAGUAACGUGCAGCAGUACCUCGAUUCAACUAAAAAAUGGGAUAUAAUCAUUCAAGUAUCUGGGUCUGUCAAAUAUGCCGACAAUCCAUGGCGAGCAUUCUCUCAAACAUUCAUACUCACUCCAGACCCAGAUCCAACUAAAAAAGUGUAUUUUGCUGGAACGGACUUGUAUAGGCUCACAUAA
Molecule: messenger RNA, 594 nt
Organism: Synchytrium microbalum
Lineage: Eukaryota; Fungi; Chytridiomycota; Chytridiomycetes; Synchytriales; Synchytriaceae
Exons: 6
Coding region: 1-594 (197 amino acids)
Biological process (GO): protein import into nucleus
Cellular component (GO): nuclear pore central transport channel
Source: RefSeq, a predicted model, not a curated record